AUGUCUGAAGAGAAUCAAGAUCAAGCUCCAUCUGAGACUUUCCCAGAUACAAAUAAUGUAAAUGAAUCAUCAGUUCAACCAGAAGGUAGUAUUGAACCAUCAACAAAUGAUCAACCAAAAGAAGAAAAAUCAGAAACUGGAGCAACACAUAUUAAUUUAAAAGUUAGUGAUGGAUCAGCUGAAAUUUUUUUCAAAAUUAAAAGAAAUACUCCAAUGAAAAGAUUAAUGGAAGCAUUUUGUAAAAGACAAGGUAAAGAUAUGAAUUCUUUAAGAUUUUUAAUUGAUGGUAAUAGAGUUGAACCAAAUAAUACUCCUGAUGAUUUAGAUUUAGAAGAUGGUGAUACCAUUGAAGCUCAUAGAUCACAAGUUGGAGGUUUUAAUUAA
Messenger RNA from Lodderomyces jiufengensis, 384 nucleotides. It is a transcript of the gene SMT3, whose product is annotated as SUMO family protein. The transcript has a single exon. Lineage: Eukaryota; Fungi; Ascomycota; Pichiomycetes; Serinales; Debaryomycetaceae. Gene Ontology annotation, molecular function: ubiquitin-like protein ligase binding; protein tag activity. Bases 1 to 384 code for a protein of 127 amino acids. Gene Ontology annotation, cellular component: septin ring; nucleus. The record is from RefSeq and is a predicted model, not a curated record. Gene Ontology annotation, biological process: protein sumoylation.